AGCACAUCUUCCACAGUACAAAGGAAUGGUGUGAACCGUUGAGCAAACUUAUAUCUUCCGUGCUCGCCCGCCUUUUCCCUCUUUCUGUUUCUUCACUCAUCAGUCCUCCUCCAUUCCACAUUCGAAUCUCACAAUGACCUCCGCCGUCAGCUUACCCAUCAAUGUCCAGCCCUGGCUCAAGUAUACCGCCACGACCGUCGGUCGUGACAAGAUCUACAGAGCCGUCCAGUAUUUCUCCCGCUUCCUCGCCUGGUACCUUCUCCGCCAGGGCGCCACCAAGGAGACCGUCGCCCGCUUCAACAACCUCAAGAAGACCCUCGGUCUGUCUCGCAAGCUGAUGCGCUUCGGCAAGCCCAUUGAGCACCUGGAGAACGCUGCCAAGGCCACCUCUGUUGCGGACGACUUCCUGAGAUACUGCACCAUCGGCAAGCAAUUGGCAUAUGCUGGCUACUUGACCCUUGAUGGUAUCAUCUUUAUCGAUGGAUCGGGAGCAUACAAGUUCAAGAACAUCAAGAAGUACAGCGAGCUCGCCAGCCGAUUCUGGUUGGCCGGUAUCGUUUUUGGCUUCGUCAGCGGUCUCUACAAGACUCGCCAGAUCCAGAUCCGUCGCGAGUCUGCUGCCCGCGGUCUUGCUCACAGCGGCGAGGCCGAGAAGUCGAAGGCACGCACCGACCUCAAGAGUCUUGCCAAGGAGCAACACAGCGUCAACAAGCAGCUCCUUCAGGAUGGUUUGGAUAUGCUCAUCCCUGCCACUGGCUUGGGAUACCUCAACUUGGACGAUGGUGCUGUUGGUCUCAUUGGUACGGCCACUGCUAUCAUGGGUGCUCAGACCCAGUGGCGCAAGGUCAACAAGGCAUAAGUUGUGUCGCGCACCACGGAAUGAAAAAUGGCAAACGGCAGGAUAUAGAUGUAGAUGUCGAUGUAGAGCGAGCAAUGGAUUCAUUUGUCUCGCAAUCACAGGGAAAGCGUACGUUCAGUCGUGCGCAGAUUCUGAAAAGACUGAACGUAAUAAAGAUAUUUUUUCUGAAA
Molecule: messenger RNA, 1029 nt
Organism: Gamsiella multidivaricata
Lineage: Eukaryota; Fungi; Mortierellomycota; Mortierellomycetes; Mortierellales; Mortierellaceae
Product: peroxisomal biogenesis factor 11
Exons: 6
Coding region: 134-859 (241 amino acids)
Biological process (GO): regulation of peroxisome size; peroxisome fission
Cellular component (GO): peroxisomal membrane
Source: RefSeq, a predicted model, not a curated record